Messenger RNA from Oncorhynchus masou masou (cherry salmon), 1196 nucleotides. Its product is annotated as cytoplasmic FMR1-interacting protein 1 homolog. Gene Ontology annotation, molecular function: RNA 7-methylguanosine cap binding; small GTPase binding. Gene Ontology annotation, biological process: regulation of translation; axon guidance; regulation of actin filament polymerization. Gene Ontology annotation, cellular component: neuron projection; SCAR complex; synapse. The coding region runs from base 100 to 588 and encodes 162 amino acids. NCBI's taxonomy places the organism in Eukaryota, Metazoa, Chordata, Actinopteri, Salmoniformes, Salmonidae. The transcript has 3 exons. The record is from RefSeq and is a predicted model, not a curated record.
CCCCCUAUUUUACUUCCCCCCUCUCUUCCACUGUAGCAAAUAGCCAUUACCCGUGAAGGUGACCUGCUGACCAAAGAGCGUCUGUGCUGUGGCCUGUCCAUGUUCGAGGUCAUCCUCACACGUGUCCGUGGUUUCCUGGACGACCCCAUCUGGCGCGGCCCGUUGCCCAGCAACGGCGUGAUGCACGUGGACGAGUGUGUGGAGUUUCACCGGCUGUGGAGCGCCAUGCAGUUUGUUUACUGCAUCCCUGUUGGAGCACACGAGUUCACUGUGGAGCAGUGUUUCGGGGACGGUCUCCACUGGGCUGGGUGUAUGAUCAUCUCCCUACUGGGUCAACAGAGACGCUUUGACAUCCUGGACUUCAGCUAUCACCUGCUGAAGGUGCAGAAACACGAUGGAAAGGAUGAGAUCAUCAAGAGUGUGCCUCUUAAAAAGAUGGUGGACAGAAUCCACAAGUUCCAGGUCCUCAACGAUGAGAUCUACACCAUCCUGAACAAGUACCUGAAGGCAGGUGAUGGAGAGAACAUGCCUGUGGAGCACGUCCGGUGUUUCCAGCCUCCUAUCCACCAAUCCCUGGCCAGCAACUGAGAUUGACCAUCCAAUAGCAUGAAUCAGCAAUACAUUUCCUAUAGCACCAUCCACUUAUGUUUAACAAAGCACAAAGGAUGCGUCUCAAACAUUUUAUAUAAGUGCACUACCUAGGGAAUAGGGUGCCUUUUUGGAGGCACAUAUGAAAUAUUCUUCCCCCUUUUAAACUAGAUGAUAGCAACACUGUGGACCAUUUUCAGCAAGUUGAAAUCAUGAAAAACAGAAAUAAACGAGGUCUAAAUCAUGUUUGAUCUGUAAGUAUAUAUAUUUUUCUGAACUGUUUAAAAGCAGCAGUGGCCCAACUUUCCUUACAUAAUGUUUGUCAGGAUGAUUUUUGUGCCUUAAGUAAUCAAUCGCAAAACUGUGUUUCAUAUAUCUGGAACACUGUAGACCAGGGAAUGAUUUAUUUAAGGGGUUUGGGGGUGGUGGGAUAUCGUUGUAGCCUGUACUCAAUGAAGGGGAAUUGGACAGAGUAGAGUAUAUUUGGUGCUUAAAACCUAUAAAUCUGUAAAGUAACCAAGUUUCUUAAUGAUAAAGCAUUUAUUCACUUUGCCUUUUUGUGUUGGAAUUAUUUUAAUCAUUUUCAUUCAAUAAAUAUGUAACAAAUA